CCGACUUGCCAGCUCACUCUGAUACCUGCCGCCUCACGCACCUGCUGACCUGCUGGAUGGAAGGAAAAGAUAAGAACCAGUAGGUGAAGAAAGAGUUCACAAGAAGGCAGACCGCGAAGGGACAAGGACAUCAAGGCACCAUGUCUUCAUCCAAACCAGAGGAGACGCUGGCCCAGGAGCUGAGCUGCCCCAUCUGCCUCCAGCUCUACCGGGAUCCAGUGGUGCUCCCCUGUGGACACAACUACUGUCGGGUUUGCAUCAGCAAGAGUUCUGACGCCAUAGACGGGAACAGUAAAGUGCUGCCCCGGUGCCCCGAGUGCCGCGAGGAGUUCAGCGGUGUGGAUUCCCUACAGAGGAACUUCAAGCUGUGCAACAUCAUCGAGGGUUACCGCUCCAGCACGGCUUUGAAGGAGCCUGAGUCCGACCCGCAGGACAAAACCGGCACUUUCUGUGACUACUGCAUAGACGACCCAUCGCCUGCCGUGAAGACUUGCCUGAAGUGUGAGGUGUCGCUGUGCUCCAGGCACCUCCAGAAGCACCAGGAGAAGGAGAGCUUCAGGAACCACUCCAUCGUGGAGCCUCAGGGCGAGAUGUGCGUGAAGACCUGCGCCAUCCACAGCUGCCCCCUCGAAUACUUUUGCUCCAACGACAUGACCUCUCUGUGCGCCAAGUGCUUUGUUGAAGGGCACCACCAGAAUCACGAUGUCCUCACCUUCAGCGUCGCUGAGGAGGAGAUGAGGAGAGCGCUGGGGAGUCGCACCAAGGUUCUUUCAACCCGCCUGCAGCUCACACAGAGCCUCCUGCAGAAGGUGACAGUAGACCAGGGAGUCUCCGAGGCCAUAGGAGAAAAAAUCGUCAACAAGGCGGUCUCAGUCAUGGACAGCAUUGUGGGACUCGUGGACAGGUACAGGGACCGUCUGCUGAAGCUGUUGGAGGAGGAGAGGGGCCAGCGCAGGAAAAGCUGGCAGUCUGAGGUGAAUGCACUGGAGGAGUCGCAACAGCAGCUGCUGGAGGUCCAGAGAAAAGCUGCACAGGUGCUCAAUGAGAGAGAUACAUGCCUCUUCAUACGCAGAUUUAUGAUGAUAGAAGAGCAGCUGAGGGAUGCUGUCACAGCCACUUAUACCACCAAAAUCUCCCCAAGUCCUCCAAUCAAUACCAAGCGUCUGCAGACAGGCCUGAAAACCCUGGACUUCCGCUCAGAAAUGACCCGGCUCAUCGACACACUCCACAUCCUUCUUAACCCCCAGGAGCUCUCCUUCAACGUCUGCACCGCCCACCCCAACUUGAAUUUGUCCACUGAUCUGUGCACGGUCAGGUUCACCUCUAACAAGCAGUCCUACAUGGACCACCCGGAGCGUUUCAUGACUGCGCCGCAGGUUCUCUGCAACCAAGGCUUCUCCAGCGAUCAGCACGUCUGGGUGGUAGAAGUUGGGCCCAACUGCAUGUGGUCCAUGGGCGUCUGCUACAAGAGCAUCCCGCGCCGCGGUGACCACAGCCGUCUCGGUCACAACACCGUGUCCUGGAGACUCCAGUGGAAAAACAGCAAAUUCACCGCGUGCAACUCGUCCAGUAAUGUCGUGCUUGCAGAAAAAAAGCCCCAUCCAACCAAACUGGAGAUGGCGCUGGACUACGAGGGUGGAACCCUCACGUUCCACAGCAUCAAAGGCAGCAGGGAGCACCUCUACACCUUCAAGGCUACCUUCAAAGAACCCGUUUUCCCAGCAUUCAGUAUUCAUUCAAGCAAUCAAGACUCCUGGAUCACGCUUCAAAAUGGAGUGUAGAAUGACUUUUCAUUAUGAACAAAACAAUAUAAAGAACAUUUUAGAGUCCCACAACAUGCAAACUUUAUUCUUCUGUUUAUAAACCUGUGUGUAAAAAAAACAAACACUUGUGGUGUAUCAUAUGUUUAAAA
This is a messenger RNA of Oryzias melastigma (Indian medaka), 1912 nucleotides long. Its product is annotated as E3 ubiquitin/ISG15 ligase TRIM25. Lineage: Eukaryota; Metazoa; Chordata; Actinopteri; Beloniformes; Adrianichthyidae. The coding region runs from base 141 to 1781 and encodes 546 amino acids. The transcript has 4 exons. Gene Ontology annotation, molecular function: zinc ion binding; protein binding. The record is from RefSeq and is a predicted model, not a curated record.